Molecule: messenger RNA, 1619 nt
Organism: Cynara cardunculus var. scolymus (artichoke)
Lineage: Eukaryota; Viridiplantae; Streptophyta; Magnoliopsida; Asterales; Asteraceae
Exons: 3
Coding region: 186-1373 (395 amino acids)
Source: RefSeq, a predicted model, not a curated record
AAUUACACAAACAUAAUUCACAGCUUAACCAUAAAAAAUUGAUAUGGCGUGCAGGUGGUUCCUUUAUUCCAAAGCAUUCAUCAAUGGGGGUCAGUGUGGGUUGAUUACAACACCAGCAUCGACUUUCUUUAAACAAAACUCUGCUGGAUUUUUGUUCAUCUUGAUGUUAAUCAGAUAAGGUAAAAAUGGCUUCGGCCGAAGCUAAGUCCAGGUGGUUUCCUUUUGCUAAUCAUUGCAUUGUUGAUGAAGAUUAUGGAAGGGCUUCAAGAUUUCCUAGCUUUAUCCCAUCUUCAUCUAAAUCAGUGUCUGAGGUAUGUCUCGGCGACGGAGUCCCAUCAAAUGAUCCACCAGCUAACACCAAAUGGUGGUUUAACCAGAAACACAAGGUUAACACUUGUUCUUUCUGGAACCCACAAUGGGAAACCUUUGCCACAUCUGUGCAGAAUGAUGAGAAUGUAAGAAUCCUGGAACUGGAGGCUGUAAUUGGCGAUGUUUUGCAGAAGAAGCCCACACUGCCAGAAAAGUGGAUGGAAUUCGAUCAUGACAAGCACAUUGUUUCUGAUGAACCCAGCAAGCUUUUAUCAGAACUGGAGUCACAGUGGAUUGGGAUCAAGAAAAAUGAACCAUGGUGGCGCACAACUGACUUGGAUGACUUGGCUUCCUUUGUUUCUCAGAAAUCACUUGAACAUUUUGACAACUGCGAUCUUCCACUUCCUCAGACAAAUAAAACAAAACGGUUGGUCUGUGAGAAAGGCUUGGCUUCCUUAGGUCAGGAGCUAGAGAAAGAAAAGUCAAGUUUCACCGACUUCAUGCCAGGAUCUCCCACCUCAAUGUGCACGGAUGAAACACAGUACACCUCAGGUGUCAUAGGAUGCUCAUCAUGUGGUCUAGAUAGGCCAUGUAGUACCAGACAAUCUGAUGAGACUGAAAACUUGGAGACACCUAAUAGCGACCUCAGCAAGACUCAGCUGUUAGAAGCACUAUGUCAUUCUCAAAGACGAGCAAGGGAGGCAGAGAGAGCAGCACAAGCAGCCUGCAAUGAGAAAGAACAUGUGAUUGCGCUCUUUCUCAGACAGGCUUCUCAAAUCUUCGCUUACAAGCAGUGGCUCCACAUAUUGCAGUUGGAGGCGCUCUGCCUCCAGCUUAGGCACAGCAAGUAUCAACCAUUUUACACUCGUUUUCCAGAUGUUGCACCAUGGUUCCCCACCAAAGUCAAGCUACCAAAAAGUGACCGUAAGGCUACCGAGAGGAAACUUGGCUCGGAGAGAUGUAAAAUGCAUGAGUCUGUUGGGAACUUCCUUUGGGGUUUGGCUCUUGUUGGCGCCGGUGUGUUACUUGGUUGGACCCUGGGUUGGUUAUUUCCUGCAUUCUGAUCUGCAAAUUGCAACGGGGUCUGUAAGGUCAGUUUGUUGGUUGAUUGGUUUUGUGGGUGCACUUUAUCUAUUUGUAUAUAAUUUAGUCUGGAAUCAAGGUGUAUUGUUUAUGGUCUUUGCUUGGAAGCAUGUCUUCAAUUUGUGUAGUGUGUUAACAAAUCUUGCCUAACAUGUGACAUGGUUUUAUGUCCAUGCAACUUGGCAUGUGUUAUCCUCUGUACGUAAUACAGUUGGUUUUAGAUGGCA